This is a messenger RNA of Verruconis gallopava, 912 nucleotides long. RefSeq lists its product as uncharacterized. The transcript has 2 exons. NCBI's taxonomy places the organism in Eukaryota, Fungi, Ascomycota, Dothideomycetes, Venturiales, Sympoventuriaceae. The coding region runs from base 1 to 912 and encodes 303 amino acids. The record is from RefSeq and is a predicted model, not a curated record.
AUGGCUUCGACAGUUGCCGAGAAUCCAGAUCUUCAAGCUGCAUACGGAAAAAUCGAAGCAAUUACGGCGUAUCGAGAAACGUAUUAUGGAUUGGCCGGCGGUGACGAACUUCUGCCUACUUGGCUGCGCAGAUGCCACAGUCAGUGUCCCAAGCUUUCUAUGUCUGCAUUACUAACAUAUCUUACCACCAAGGCCAACGAUUCAUCAUUUUAUGGAAGUGAAGGAAAAUUUAGAGCAGGCCGAUGGGUUUCCGAAAACAGUCCAAGCCGAGCAGGAUCUGAAGAGAGCAGAGAAGGACGAGCUGCCAUUGGAAUUACUGCACAUGCAAGUCUCCCCGCGGCAUUCAACCAAGAAUUCGUCGCGUUCGUUGUGGCACUUGUCAAAGCCACCAAAAUCAUAGAAAUAGAUAAGGAAAUCGACCGUAUGGAGUCAAUGCCACAGGCUGCGGAAGACGGUAUAGAUAUUCUGAGCAGAAGCACUCCGAUGACAGACUUUCUCACCCCUACUUCAUCAGCGCCACUCUCACGAAUAAACACGAGCGACACACUCGAUAUUUUAGCUUCGACUCCGCCUGAUUUGUCACAACGCAACCGCAUGCUGUCCGAUCUCACUGCUCUCGGUAGCUCAUCAAAAAAUCGCCUGAAUCGUUUGACCAAGGGACUCCGCGAUGAUAAAGACACGCUGCGUAGUUUCAUCCAAGAUAUGCAUCAGAACAUGCGCAACGGGGUCAAGAAGGCAGUCUUAGGGUCUCUGGUGAAUGACCGUUGGAUCGCUAAGCUGAUGGGCAAGAUUGGGCCCAAUCUGGAAACGGCACAUGGAGACAUUGGGUACUCAAGUGAGAUUCCUGUAUCGUUGGAGAGGUAUCGUCCUGGGCCUGGAAGUGACUGCUUAUUGAGUAAAUUGUUGCCUUGA